This is a messenger RNA of Wyeomyia smithii (pitcher-plant mosquito), 3130 nucleotides long. It is a transcript of the gene LPCAT, whose product is annotated as lysophosphatidylcholine acyltransferase. NCBI's taxonomy places the organism in Eukaryota, Metazoa, Arthropoda, Insecta, Diptera, Culicidae. The transcript is spliced from 7 exons. The record is from RefSeq and is a predicted model, not a curated record. The coding region runs from base 902 to 2152 and encodes 416 amino acids.
CUAGACUAGGCUGCUAUGCUAGUUGCCAUCCGAUAGUCUCAAAUUGUGGACGUGUAACCGAAAAGACGUGCAGGUACUACAAGCAGGCGUCAUCAUCAUCAUUCAGAUUCAAUGCAGUUUUGUUCCUGCAGCAAUUGGAGAUUGUGGGAAGAGGAAGUGAAGACAAAAAAAACAUUCAAGUUAUACGCGAGUGAAAAAUCAAUUUUAGCCAGAAUUUGCUGUGACUUACUGGUCUAGUUUCUAGGAUAACUGUGUUUAGUAGCGGGGAGGUACGAAAGGUGGAAAGUGAAUCAAUUCAAUCGCAGAACACUUUUUCGUUGUCAGUCAAAAGGAAAAUCGUAAUUAAAUUUUGCAAACGGUGCAGAUUUUUUUUUUGCUGUUAACUUGUGAACCGUUAUAUUGCUCAGCCGAUAUAUUUGCCGCUGCUGGUGUUGGUGCAAAUUUCCUUCUACUUCGAAUAAGUAGAUAUGCUGUACUCAGCAGUUUCGUGAAGAAAAAGAAGUGCUUUUUUCGCGGAUGUUUUCUUAGCUCUUGUCAUCGGUUCGGUCGGUCGCGAUAUGGCGGGUUUGCUUACGCAAACGGUUCGUGUGAAGUGAAAAUAUGUACCUUUAAAAGAGAUGCAGAUGAUAAAGCAGUAAUAAGUGUGCAAAAGGUAGCCUGCUUCGGAUGCAAUUUCAGUCAAUGGAGUGGUGAAAGUUUUUCCCUCUGUGCAUGUCAGCUUGAAAAAGUCGGGGGUGUGUCUGUGCGGAGAGGAUAAAAUAAUUGAAAAAUCACGACGUCAUUUUAAGGAGCUGGUGAGAAGGGUUUUUUUAUGCGAAGGAAUUUCGGGUAGGAUUAUUACGUCUUACUACGGUAACUUGUUUUGAUUUGUAAGAGGUGAAACAAAGAAAGAGAGGGAAUAAUGAUGGAGGAAGCAAAAGCAACCACUGGAAAUGGGGUUCAAAAAGACGGAUCCGAAGAGGACAAUACAUCGGCAAUCGUAGCAAACCGCAAUCGAAAGCAGCAGCAACAGCCGAAGAAAAUUCACUACGUGAAUCCUUUCGUGCAUAAACUUAUUUGGGAUGAUCCUGUCGAUAAAGUUAAGACCGCCUUCCUCACAGUAUUCCUGCUGCCAUUUCGAGUAAUACUGAUCUUCGUUUGUUUGGUGAUAGCGUGGACCCUGGCGAACAUCGGCUUGUACGGGGUGUCGCGGGAGGAACUGCGUACGAAGCCCCUGUCCGGCUGGAGGCGACAGUUACGCGUCGUAACCGCACAGGUGAUGCGACUGCUGUUCGUGUUUGGCUCGUUCAACCUUAUCCGGACCAAGGGCGAACGAGCCUCCCCGAAGGAGGCCCCGGUGAUCUGCGUGGCGCCCCACACCGCCUUCUACGAUUCGAUCUGUGUAAUCCUGUUCGGGCCGUCGGCCGUGGUGGCCAAGUACGAGACAGCUUCGCUGCCGUUCUUCGGAAAACUGAUUGAUUAUGCCCAGCCAAUCUACGUGUGCCGGGAGGAUCCGAACUCGCGUCAAACUACGAUCAAGGAAAUCAUCGAGCGGGCCAACUCGAAGGAAAAUUGGCCGCAGAUAUUGAUCUUCCCGGAGGGUACGUGCACCAACCGGACCUCGCUGAUUCAGUUCAAACCGGGUGCGUUCUAUCCGGGUGUUCCGAUACAGCCGGUGCUGGUGCGCUACCCGAAUAAAGUGGACACCGUGACCUGGACUUGGGAGGGACCGGAUGCUUUGCAGCUGCUAUGGCGUACGCUGACGCAGUUUCACACGUUCUGCGAGAUUGAAUUUCUGCCGGUUUACUACCCGAGCGAGGAGGAGAAGCGUGAUCCAAAGCUGUACGCAAAAAACGUGCGCAAUCUGAUGGCCCGCGAGCUGGGCAUUCCGAUCUCAGACUACACCUUCGACGAUUGUAAACUGAUGACAUUCGUCAAGAAUAUCAACAUGCCAUAUGCCGCAUUCACUGCGGACAUCGAUAAGUUGCGGAAGACGCUAGGGUUAAAUAAGCUCAACAUUGAGGAGCAGAUAGUAGCAGAUGAAGCCAAAUUUACGGAUGAAAACAGUUACCUGACGUUGGAGGAAUUCGCCCGGCGGCUGAAUGUUCCUGCCAACGAGGAGUCGACGGAGAAGCUCUUCCGAAUAUUUGUGCGGUGCGCUAAUCUAAUCUAAACACGAUGUAAGGGUCUUGAAUUCAAAUAUCAAUAUCAGUAUAUUGAACUCUACAUAACAUGGAUUCCUAGUGAAAAAUGCAGGAGUUAGAAAAUUAAUGACCGAUAUUUUUAAUUCUAAAUCAACAAUUUUUGACAUGGAGUUCGACACCAGGAUCUUAGUAUAAAAGAAAGUAGAAUCCAGAAACCAAAAUUCGGAUCAUCAAUUAGGAAUCUAUAUAUUAGAUCUACAUUCGAUCAUUGGAUUUCAUUAUCCAGAAAACGAAGUACAGAUGCCAACAACCAGAAUGAAACUUGCUUCAUCCAGAAUCCGGAAACAUAAUCAGUUGCGAUCUGAGAAUCACAAAAAAACACUGAAAUUCGCCAGAACAACUGUGUAUGAUGUGCUCAAACGUUUCCGAGGACGGAUGACAGUGAUCAGGAAGGAUCUAAGUAAUCGUCGUAGUGGCAUAAACAAUCGACAGCUGUACUGGAAGGUUUCCAGGCUUAUCAAGGUAAACCCAAGAUUCUCAGAUUGGGUGAUCGCCAAAAAAUAUAGUGAUAACGCCGGAGGAUUUCUUCACGAGGAGGCUACUGUUUUUUCCGUGCCUGUAAGAAUCCCUAAAAAAAAACACGUUUGUUGUAGGAGAAGUUGAACAUAACUAUGUCGAGGAACAAAAGUUCAUGAGAAAGUUGACGAAGGCACGAAUUGUCGAAAAAUGAGAGGAAUGACAAAAAAAGUUUGAAAAUGUUUGAAAUGUCAAAAAUUGUGAAAAGAUAAAAAUUUUCCAAACGUCUUACAAAUAAAAUAGCUUCAAGAAAAGUUGAAAAACAAUCGAAAAAGAUUGAAAGCGUUUAAAAACGGUGAAAAAAGUUUGUAACAUUAACAAUGUAAAUGUUAUUUGAAAAAAAAAAAGUGCUAAAUUUUGUAAAGUUUUCGAAUGUUGACAGUCUGAUAAAUGAAUGAAAUUGAAAUAGAUGAAAAAUAUGAUUCCACAAA